UUCUCCAACGAUGAUUGAGUCCAUUAAGCAACGAUUUAGGCGGAUUUAUUCCGGGUCAAUUUUUGGCAGAUUUCAAAGGGGUGCCAUCACAGAUUUAGGGCGAUUUAUUCGAAAUGCCAUUUUCUUUCGAUUCUGGAGGCUACAGAUCACGGAAUCAGGCCGAGGUUAUUCUCCACUGAUAAUGAAGCCUAUUGAUCCUAUUCUCCACGGAUGAUAAGUCCGUUAAGCAUCGAUUUGGGCCAAUUUAUUUUCGGAUGGCAUUUUCGUAAUUUCUUGGGCUACGAAAGGCCAUUUUCUUUGGAUAUUGAAGGCUACAGAUCACGGAUUCGGCCUGAGGAUAUUCUCCAAAGAUGAUUGAGUCCAUUAAGCACCGAUUUGGGCGGAUUUAUUCUGGGUCACUUUUUGGCAGAUUCCAAAGGUGUACGUACCAUCACAGAUUUCGGGCGAUUUAUCCGAAAUGCCAUUUUCAUUCGAUUUUGGAGGAGACAGAUCACGGAAUCAUGACGAGGCUAUUCUCCACCGAUAAUGAUGUCUAUUGAUCCUAUUCUCCACGGAUGAUAAGUCCGUUAAGCACCGAUUUGGGCCAAUUUAUUUUCGGAUGGCAUUUUCGUAAUUUCUUGAUCGACGAAAGGUCAUUUUCUUUGGAUUAUGAAGGCUACAGAUCACGGAUUCGGCCUGAGGCUGUUCUACCACGAUGAUUAAGUCCAUUAAGCACCGAUUUGGGCGGAUUUAUUCCGGGUCAAUUUUUGGCAGAUUCCAAAGGGGUGCCAUCACAGAUUUCGGGCGAUUUAUCCAAAAUGCCAUUUUCUUUCGAUUCUGGAUGCUACAGAUCACGGAAUCAGGGCGAGGCUAUUCUCCACCGAUAAUGAAGUCUAUUGAUCCUAUUCUCCUCGGAUGAUAAUUCCGUUAAGCAUCGAUUUGGGCCAAUUUAUUUUCGGAAGGCAUUUUCGUAAUUUCUUGGGCGACGAAAGGCCAUUUUCAUUGGAUAUUGAAGGUUACAGAUCACGGAUUAGGCCUGAGACUAUUCUCCAACGUUGAUUGAGUCCAUUAAGCACCGAUUUGGGUGGAUAUAUUCCGGGUCAAUUUUUGGCAGAUUCCAUAGGGGUACCAUCACAGAUUUCGUGCGAUUUAUCCGAAAUGCCAUUUUCUUUCGAUUCUGGAUGCUACAGAUCACGGAAUCAGGGCGAGGCUAUUCUCCACCGAUAAUGAAGUCUAUUGAUCCUAUUCUCCUCGGAUGAUAAUUCCGUUAAGCAUCGAUUUGGGCCAAUUUAUUUUCGGAUGGCAUUUUCGUAAUUUCUUAGGCUACGAAAGGCCAUUUUCUUUGGAUGUUGAAGGCUACAGAUCACGGAUUCGGCCUGAGGAUAUUCUCUAAAGAUGAUUGAGUCCAUUAAGCACCGAUUUGGGCGGAUUUAUUCUGGGUUACUUUUUGGCAGAUUCCAAAGGGGUACCAUCACAAAUUUCCAGCGAUUUAUCCAAAAUGCUAUUUUCUUUCGAUUCGGGAGGCUACAGAUCAUGGAAUCAGGCCGAGGCUAUUCUCCACCGAUAAUGAAGUCUAUUGAUCCUAUUCUCCACGGAUGAUAAGUCCGUUAAGCAUCGAUUUGGGCCAAUUUAUUUUCAGAUGUCAUUUUCGUAAUUUCUUGGGCGACGAAAGGCCAUUUUCAUUGGAUAUUGAAGGCUACAUGUCACGGAUUCGGCCUGAGGCUGUUCUCCAACGAUGAUUGAGUCCAUUAAGCACCGAUUUGGGUGGAUAUAUUCCGGGUCAAUUUUUGGCAGAUUCCAUAGGGGUACCAUCACAGAUUUCGGGCGAUUUAUCCGAAAUGCCAUUUUCUUUCGAUUCUGGAUGCUACAGAUCACGGAAUCAGGGCGAGGCUAUUCUCCACCGAUAAUGAAGUCUAUUGAUCCUAUUCUCCUCGGAUGAUAAGUCCGUUAAGCAUCGAUUUGGGCCAAUUUAUUUUCGGAUGGCAUUUUCGUAAUUUCUUGGGCUAUGAAAGGCCAUUUUCUUUGGAUAUUGAAGGCUACAGAUCACUGAUUCGGCCUGAGGAUAUUCUCAAAGAUGAUUGAGUCCAUUAAGCACCGAUUUGGGCGGAUUUAUUCCUGGUCACUUUUUGGCAGAUUCCAAAGGGGUUACCAUCACAGAUUUCGGGCGAUUUAUCCGAAAUGCCAUUUUCUUUUGAUUGUGGAGGCUACAGAUAACGGAAUCAGGCCGAGGCUAUUCUCCACCGAUAAUGAAUUCUAUUGAUCCUAUUCUCCACGGAUGAUAAGUCCGUUAAGCAUCGAAAUGGGCCAAUUUAUUUUCGGAUGGAAUUUUCAUAAUUUCUUGGGCGACGAAAGGCCACUUUCUUUGGAUAUUGAAGGCUACAGAUCACGGAUUCGGCCUGAGGCUAUUCUCCAACGAUUAUUUAGUUCAUUAAGCACCGAUUUGGGCGCAUUUAUUCCGGGUCAAUUUUUGGCAGAUUCCAAAGGGGUACCAUCACAAAUUUCCAGCGAUUUAUCCGAAAUGCUAUUUUCUUUUGAUUCUGGAGGCUACAGAUCACAAAAUCAGACUGAGGCUAUUCUCCUCCGAUAAUGAAGUCUAUUGAUCCUAUUUUCCACGGAUGAUAAGUCUGUGAAGCAUCGAUUGGGGCCAAUUUAUUUUCGAAUGGAAUUUUCGUAAUUUCUUGGGCGCUGAAAGGCCAUUUUCAUUGGAUAUUGAAGGCUACAGAUCACGGAUUCGGCAUGAGGCUAUUCUCCAACGAUGAUUGAGUCCAUUAAGCAUCGAUUUGGGCGGAUUUAUUUUGGGUCCAUUUUUGGCAGAUUCCAAAGGGGUACCAUCACAUAUUUCCGGCGAUUUAUCCGAAAUGCUAUUUUCUUUUGAUUCUGGAGGCUACAGAUCACGAAUCAGGCUGAGGCUAUUCUCCACCGAUAAUGAAGUCCAUUGAUCCUAUACUCCACUGAUGAUAAGUCUGUUAAGCAUCGAUUUGGGCCAAUUUAUUUUCAGAUGGAAUUUUUCGUAAUUUCUUGUGUGACGAAAGGCCAUUUUCAUUGGCUAUUGAAGGCUACAAAUCACGGAUUCGGCUUGAGGCUAUUCUCCAACAAUGAUUGAGUCCCUUAAACACAGAUUUGGGCGGAUUUAUUCCGGGUCAAUUUUUGGCAGAUUCCAAAGGGGUACCAUCACAGAUUUCGGGCGAUUUAUCGGAAUGUCAUUUUCUUUCAAUUCUGGAGGCUACAAAUCACGGAAUCAGGCCGAGACUAAUCUACACCGAUAAUGAAGUUUAUUGAUCCUAUUCUCCACGGAUGAUAAGUCCGUUAAGCAUCGAUUUUGGCCAAUUUAUCUUUGGAUGGCAUUUCCGUAAUUUAUAGGGCGACGAAGGCCAUUUUCAUUGGAUAUUGAAGUCUACAGAUCACGGAUUCGGCCUGAGUCUAUUCUCCAACAAUGAUUGAGUCCAUUAAGCACUGAUUUGGGCGGAUUUAUUCCGGGUCAAUUUUUGGCAGAUUCCAAAGGGGGUACCAUCACAGAUUUCGGGCGAUUUAUCCGAAAUGCCAUUUUCUUUUGAUUCUGGAGGCUACAGAUCACGGAAUCAGGCCGAGGCUAUUCUCCACCGAUAAUGAAUUCUAUUGAUCCUA
This is a messenger RNA of Linum trigynum, 3603 nucleotides long. The record is from the annotation of a GenBank genome assembly. NCBI's taxonomy places the organism in Eukaryota, Viridiplantae, Streptophyta, Magnoliopsida, Malpighiales, Linaceae.